AUUAAAACCAGAUUGAGCCCCCCCCUCCCCUCUCGGGGCACUGCAGACCAGACUCAGGUUUAAACAGAGAGGAUUAGCUCGCAGUAUGAGGUCGAUGAUUGCAGACAUGGAGGGAGUCAUGCUAAUGAUUGAUGAUGAGUUUCUCAUAUACGUUUUCCUUGUUGGAGCCCGCCAAGUUAAAAAGAAGAUGGAUCAAGUUGAGGACUGACGUUUUGGAUGAUCUGACAUUACUGGAUCCUUUAUUAUAGUCUUCAUGAUGAGAUCAGUCUGCUCUCCUAGACAUUGACUUGAGCUUCCCCAGGCCCGAUGUGCCCAUGAAGCCCUUGUUUCAGUGCAGGCUUCAGAAGCUGAGGCUAUAAAGGGACAAGAGGACUAAUCUGCAGCCUUAGUCUUGGUCCUGGACUUCUCUUUAGUCCUUUAUCAGUCCUCCCUGUUCCCUGCCAUAUCCCCUCACCACUCCACUGCACCACAGCCCCGGCCUCACCUGUGGCCAACAUGGGCUGGUUCCUCCUCCCAUUUGAUAACCUGCUGUGUAUAGUCCUUGGCAUAUCCUUCACUGUGGGAUUCAGCUCGCUGCUAGUCAUAGUCGUGCCGGCCGUCCUUGGAGUGUCCAUUGGGAUCCGCAGACUGUACAUGAAGAGUCUUCUCAAGGUCUUUGAGUGGGCUACUGUGCGGAUGGAGAGAGGCGCAAAGGAGAAGAAUCAACAUCUUUAUAAACCCUAUAGUAAUGGUAUCAUAGCUAAAGAACUGUCCUCUCUGGAGCAGGAGAUCCAGGAGCUCCGUGCCAGCGGCACCACUCUGAGCUCUGAGCCUGAGUUUGAGAUGGCGGACAUCAUGUAUUUCUGCCGGCGGGGGGUGGAGAGCAUCGUGGAUGACGAGGUGACCAAGCGCUUUUCUGCUCAGGAGCUGGAGUCCUGGAACCUGCUGACCCGCAGCAACUUCAACGCCCGCCACAUCAGCCUGCGACUCAGCGUGCUCUGGGGACUGGGUCUCUUCAUCCGCUAUAGCUUCCUGCUGCCACUCAGGGUUACUCUGGCAGCCUCUGGUAUUGGUCUGCUUGUGGUCUUGACUACCAUAGUGGGCUUCAUACCAAGCGGCUGGUUAAGGACGUACCUCAGUGAGAAGAUUCAUCUGAUGUCUUAUCGCAUCUGUGUCCGAUCCCUCACUGCCAUCAUCACCUAUCACAACAGUGAGAACAAACCAAAGAAUGGAGGCAUCUGUGUGGCGAAUCACACAACUCCCAUUGACGUCAUCAUCCUGGCCAAUGAUGGCUGCUAUUCUAUGGUUGGCCAGAUCCAUGGUGGUUUGAUCGGGGUAGUCCAGAGAGCCAUGGUGAAAUCCAGCCCCCACAUCUGGUUUGAGAGAUCUGAAGUCAAAGACCGUCACCUUGUGGCCGAAAGGCUUAGCAAUCAUGUAGCAGACAAAACUAAACACCCCAUCCUCAUCUUCCCAGAGGGCACAUGCAUCAACAAUACCUCAGUGAUGAUGUUCAAAAAGGGCAGCUUUGAGAUAGGCUGUACUGUCUACCCUGUGGCCAUUAAGUAUGACCCUAGGUUUGGCGACGCGUUCUGGAACAGCAGUAAGUUUGGGAUGGUCAACUACCUUCUGAGGAUGAUGAGCAGUUGGGCCAUCGUCUGCAGUGUCUGGUACCUUCCACCUAUGAGCAGAGAGGAGGGAGAGGAUGCGGUGCAGUUUGCCAACAGAGUAAAAGCAGCCAUCGCCACGCAGGGAGGACUGGUGGACCUGCUGUGGGAUGGAGGGCUGAAACGAGGGAAGGUGAAAAAUACGUUCAAAGAGGAGCAGCAGAAGCUGUACAGCAAGGUGCUGGUUGGAGACCAGGAGGACCAAGGUGAAGACAGACCACAGGAAGAUGAAGAAGAAUUAGAAGAGGAGGACCAAAUUGAAGACAGACCACUUGAAGAUUACACACCCAGACCACUGGAAGACUGCUCUCUGAGACUACAAGAAGAAGAGGAGGAGAGAGGCUCAGAGACACCAAUGAAGGACCAAUGAGGGUGGGGGUUCCAUUCCUACCAGGUUAUUAAGUGUCAGCGGAGCCCCACUCACUGUCUUGGUGAGGCACUAGACCAGAGGAUUUAUUGGAUUGGAAGCCUUAAAGUAAUUUCAAUAACAAUGAACUACUCAGAUACCAUUUCAAUAGCAAUGAACUACUCAGAGACCAUGUAGUGCAACUGAAACAGUAUCAUUUUCUACAGGCUGUAAGCCACAUACUUUUGAGUUUGUGCUGCACUAUGCACAGUCAUUUUAUGAAUGUUAACUGUUUUAAUACUGUAUUUAAAUAUUUAUCUUUAAUAUUUUCUUUGUAUUUAUGCUAUUUUGACCAGUAUAUUUGGGUAAUUUUGGGUAGUGUAAUUAGGUCCCCCAACACUUGAUUAAAACAAUGUAUCAUAAAGAGGACAUGUUAAACUUAAUACAAUUAAUUUCAGCCUGUUUUGGCCUUCAAUGGUGACAUCACCAUACAGGUAAAUGAAUAGACCAAUAAGAAAGAGGGUGCCAAAUCUCCUGCCAAUAACAGCACAUUUUUACUUUUCCCCUCCCCACUCAGACUACUCCCAGACAAUCCUAGCAACAUUCUUGCUUGAGAAAUUGCCCUUUGCUAAGAAGCUAUUCUUGUUAGUUUUCAAUUAAAAUUUCAAUUAAACUUUUUACCCAGAAAUGAUUUGAUAUUGAGAUAAAAUGGCUGCAUUGGAACUUUUAAAGUAACAGGGUUGACUUAACAGGAUUGAAGUUUUCAUCUUAAAUUAGCCAUAACUUGUGUGCAAUAGGGAUGGGCAAUUGAAUGCAAGCUUCAUCACAAUUAUUAUUAUUAUUUUUUUUUUACAUUUCUACCCUCUCUAUCUAUGGGGAAACAUUCAGUUAUCCACCCACCACACAACACCAGAAAAUAACCAAAAAGCUUUUACAUUAUGAUUUGAUGUCAUAGUUUCUUUAGAGAAAAUAUUUUAUAAAAGGAAUAGUUUAAAUUAGAGUUCCAUUAAUGCAACAGGGUGGCCCCUAAAAUGAGGGACAAAUGUAAGUUAUUCACUUAUCGUGUGAAGUAAAUAAUAAUCUUCAGAAAUGACUUUGUCAAAGCAAUAAAAUAACUAGGGCUUUACAAUGAAGGAGAAAUGUUUGGGUUAAGUGGGAUAAAAUCCUACUAGAAGUCUGGAAAACACGAGGGACAUGUCAAAAUGCACAUUUUUGGCACUUUAGCAAGUCUUUAGUCAAGUAAAAAUCUGUUAACGUUAAAUAGCACUUUAAUAUAACAGGCUUUUCAGUAUUGGUGCACAAUUACAACUUCAAAUAUCAAAGGGAGGCAAAAGGCACUCAAUUCGUGGAACGAUCCAUUUAUGCAUAUUGUGAAAACAGGAGGAAAGGUUACAAAGCCACAGCAGACCAAAUAUGCAGAUAAUGGGUCAAUAUGUGUCACAGUCCUAGACAAUAGAGAACAUGACACGGAAGACUGUUACCAUGUUAUCUAGAUAAGCUUUGUUGUACAAUUAAUGGUAAAAUAUAUUGCAUUUCUAAAAGUUAACAAUAUUGUCAUGAAUUCAGUGUGUGUGUGAAAUUAAGGCUAAAUAUAAGCCCCACUAAUAAUUGUAUCAAAAUACACUGAACAAAAAUAUAAAUGCAACACUUAAAGUGUUGGUCCUAUGUUUCAUGAGCUGAAAUAAAAGAUCACAGAAAAUGUCCUUAUGCACAAAAAGCUUAUUUCUCAAAAAUGUUGUGCACGCAUUUGUUUACAUCCCUGUUAGUGAGCAGUUCUCCUUUGUCAAGAUAUGCCACACCUGUCAGGUGGAUGGAUUAUCAAGAAGCUGAUUAAACAGCAUGAUUAUUACACCUUGUGCUGGGGACAAUAAAUGUCCACUCUAAAAUAUGCAGUUUUGUCACACAACACAAUGCCAAGAGAUGUCUAAAGUUUUGAGGGAGUGUACAAUUGGCAUGCUGACAGCAGGAAUGUCUACCAGAACUGUUAAUUUAAUAUUAAUUUCUCUACCAUAAGCCGCCUCCAAUGUCAUUUGAAAGAAAUUGUCUGUACAUCCAACCGGCCGCACAACCGCAGACCACGUGUAACCAUGCCAGCCCAGGACCUUCACAUCAAGCUUCUUCACCUGUGGGAUCGUCUGAGACCAGCCACCCGGACAGAUAAUGAAACAGGAGUAUUUCUGUCUGUAAUAAAGCCCUUUUGUGGAGAAAAAAUAUUUCUGAUUGGCUGGGCCUGGCUCCCCAGUGUGUAGGCCUAUGCCCUCCCAGGUCCACCCAUGGGCACCCCUAUUCAGUCAUGUGAAUUCCAUAGGGUGUAAUUAAUUAAUUUCAAUUGAUUGAACUGUAAAAACGGUAAAAUCAUUGAAAUUGUUGCAUUUAUAUUUUGUUCAAUAGCUUGAAUUCUAUCUAAAAACACCAGAUUUGCCCCUGGUGUGAUAUACAAUGAAAUCAAUGUGUAUUUUUCACCAUGUAAGGUACAAUUCAUCAUUAGAAAACAGCCUUCUUGGUCAAUGUGCUGGGAUAUAAGGGAACAUUUUGUAUUAUUAUUUAUCAGGAUGCCUAUACCUCUGCUGUUACUGCAGUAUGUGACAGCAUAUGCCUCUCCAACCCAGCUCCUCUUUAAAUGUUACAUUUUUCCUUUUUUAAAUGUAACUCUUGCAAGAAAACCACAUCUGCUGAAAAUCUUUUUGAGAACCAUAUGCUUUUUUCCCCCCACAGUGGAGCCUAUGCACAUAUAGAAUCAAUGUUAACCUUAUCUGUUCUGUCUAUCAUGGAAGAACCAAGUAAAACAUUUU
Oncorhynchus kisutch (coho salmon) is the source of this 4781-nucleotide messenger RNA. RefSeq names its product glycerol-3-phosphate acyltransferase 4. The transcript is spliced from 13 exons. Gene Ontology annotation, cellular component: endoplasmic reticulum. Gene Ontology annotation, molecular function: glycerol-3-phosphate O-acyltransferase activity. Lineage: Eukaryota; Metazoa; Chordata; Actinopteri; Salmoniformes; Salmonidae. The record is from RefSeq and is a predicted model, not a curated record. Gene Ontology annotation, biological process: triglyceride biosynthetic process. The coding region runs from base 496 to 2013 and encodes 505 amino acids.